CGAAGGGUAGCAAUUUUCCUUGGCGGCGUCAACGUCCGGAUAACUUGUUACUCUGCUUCUGCUCUGCCAGUGAAGCUUUUUCGAGGCAAAGUCACUCUCCGUCGUUCGAAUUAAAGGUUCCAUCGUCGAAUUAGGGUUUAUGCGGAAUCCAAGUUUAUAGCGCUUAUCCGACAAAAAAAUGCCGAUUCAGCCUCCUAGUUUCGCGGCGAACGAUACUCUCUGUCACCCGAUUGCGUCGUUUCCGGCGGCUACGGUUCAUUUGCAUCGAUUCCCGAGGAGAUUUUCGGGAAAUGUGAACUGGGUUCGUGAAAGGCGAAGAAUUUUUCUGAAAGCGAGUGAUUCGGAAGCGAAAACGGAUGGAGCAGCACAGAAAUCAAGUAGUUUUACGGAAAACGCUGCUAUUUCUUCAUCAGAAUCAAGUGCCAAUGCAUCCUCCAGCUUCUUGUCCUUUCUCUGUCCUCUGCUUAAGCUUUUCUCUGGAGGAGACCCUUCUCAGAACCGCAACUAUGCUUUGGAGGUUGCAACUUCUUCCUUUGCAACAGCGGCAAGGCUUCCAUGGGGAUCCAGGGUAUCAGCUGGGAGUUCACGCAACCGAGACGCGUCUUCUAGUCCUCCUCUGCGUUUGCAGCUUUUUGAAUUUGAGGCAUGUCCGUUUUGCCGGAGAGUGAGGGAAGCCAUGACUGAGCUGGAUCUCUCUGUAGAAGUCUAUCCUUGUCCAAAAGGAUCUGUAAGACACAGAGAAAUGGUUAGAAGAUUUGGUGGCAGGGAGCAGUUUCCUUUCCUCAUUGACCCAAAUACUGAUACCUCACUAUAUGAGAGUGGUGACAUUGUGAAUUAUCUAUUUAAGCAAUAUGGAAAUGGAAGAAGCCCUUCUGCUGGGCUUUUGGAAAGCACACUAUUCACCGGAUGGAUGCCUACAAUACUCAGAGCAGGUAGGGGCAUGUCGCUGUGGGACAAAGCGAGACCAGAUCCACCUCCUGAAAUGCUUGAGCUUUUCUCUUAUGAAAAUAACCCGUACGCCCGACUUGUGCGUGAGGCAUUGUGUGAACUGGAGCUCCCCUAUGUGCUACGCAACGUCGGAGAAGGCUCAGUGAGGAUAAGAUCACUUCUAGAUGCUUCUGGAUCCAAUGAGCAGGUGCCAUUCUUGGUUGAUCCCAACACUGGCGCACAGAUUGGAGACUACCAGAAGAUCAUGGAUUACCUAUUCAAUACCUACUCUUCAGCUACAUCACCUGCAUAGUUUGAACACUAAGGUACAAGCCUUUAAGCCCUUUCGUUUGAGUGCCUCGAUGUUCUUCUAUGUUUCAAAUGACAAUGUUCCACGCUGCAUCAUGUACAUAUGGUUGUAUUUGUUGCCUCUUGUGUUAGUUGUUGGUGAUGAUUUCAUAACAUCAACACGUAUAUAAGCUUUGAUGUAAACAUUUUGGCAAAUAAAUAUUUUACAUUCAGUGAAAAGGAAACAAAGACAUUUUGA
Messenger RNA from Tarenaya hassleriana, 1474 nucleotides. RefSeq lists its product as uncharacterized. Bases 179 to 1240 code for a protein of 353 amino acids. The record is from RefSeq and is a predicted model, not a curated record. Gene Ontology annotation, cellular component: chloroplast. The transcript has 10 exons. Lineage: Eukaryota; Viridiplantae; Streptophyta; Magnoliopsida; Brassicales; Cleomaceae.